CACAGCUGUGAGCAACGAGCAUGCCCCCACUCCUCUCUCCCUCCAUCCUCCAGCACAAGGCGUGCGUAAAAGACAAGUUUUCAGAAACCGGUUGGCUGGGCGGCGCGCGCACACACACACCGGUGGAUGAACUUCAGCUUGAUAAUGGAUUAACGCAUCAGACAGAUAAAUAGCAAAAGGCGCACUAUCAGAUCCAGAUGUCAAUGUAUUGGAAGGAAACAUCCACCCACCCUCGACGGAAUGACUCACAGUUUUAAGUAGUUGAAUGAGCGAGUCCGCCGGUGCGGAUGGGGAGAUUCUGCGUGGGGUAUUUUCUACUCGGUUCUGCUACUUAUAGCUCUCCACACUGUGGUUUUUAUGGGGUAGCUGAGCGCUGAGCCUGAGCCUCCACACGGACUGACAGUCGCUGCUGCUGCGCGAGGCGCUGGUGCCACAUAUGGAGAGCGCGCGGCGGGAUACUGGUGCGCAUCUUCACAAAGUGCGACACCUCGACUCUGACGAGGCCUAAAAGUGCAUUAGUACCGGGGCAAAGUUGUCGUCGAGCGAAGGUUGGGGAGGUUGGGACGCAGCCGCUUCUUCUAAAGCAACGCGCCAGCUUCGCAGCACCGGCUUGAUUAAAGCGUCUAAACAAAGUGGUGUUGUUGUUUUUUUAAAUUGCAAACCUUCACAGGAGGUUCCGAGGCAGAGAACAUGCGUCAGGAGGUCGCGAGGAGAUUCCACAUGCUGUUCGUGCUUUGGUCAGUUGCUCUCCUCAGUUUGGGGACGGGUUUUCCCACCAGACACACGAGUGUCGCACACAAGGCUCACGGCCACCCUGUUCAUAGCGCUGGGGUUCAUUAUGUCCCAGAGACUUUCGAGCAGCAGAACCAGGUGCAGAGUCUGCUGCCCGAACCGCACAGCCAACAGAGGAGGUGGUCGCACCCUCAGCACCGCUCCGUUGGUGUUCUCCCACAGCCGGAGCCUGAAGAGGAGACCAAACCAUUCAUCCUGGAUCUGCAGAACUUCCCAGACCUGGCCAAUGCUGACAUGAACUCACAGAACCCCAACAUACAGGUCACCAUUGAGGUGGUGGAUGACCCUCAGAUGGAGGUAGAGAUGGACUUGGCCAAGGAAAAAGACUGGCUGCCUCCCUCCUCCUCCUCCUCCUCCCCUUCUUCCACAGUAGAUUGGCUCGGAGGCAAGAAGCUUUUCUGGCCUCUUUUCUGGAGUUACACCGACGCCGAUUCUGGCGAGGACAGCAGCAGCCGGUCAGGCAUGGAGGAAACUGGCGAGGAAGAGGAGGAAGAUUACUCCCUGGAUUAUGGCAGCGAGGAGCCCUUACCAAGCGGAGUGGGCGGAGACUGGGAUACUCGUUGGAAUGAAGGCUGGGAUCCAGUGCAGAGCUACCACGAGAAGGAGACAGAUGAGUGGACUCACUGGUCUCCCUGCUCGGUGACUUGUGGACACGGUGAGAGGAAGAGGACUAAGUCUUGUGGCUACUCAUGCACUCUGACAGAAGCCUCCAAAUGUGACCUGCAGCCGUGUCCUGGUGAGGUCAACACUGUGGUAGAACCUUUUCCCUUCGAGAUGGAGAAUGGCACCGAGCCAUUUGGGACAGAUGUGGACAGCUGUGAAAAGUGGCUGAGCUGUAAGAGUGAGUUCCUCCAAAUGUACCUCCACCAGAUGAUGUCUGAGUUACCCAGCUGCCCCUGCUCCUUCCCCUCUGAAGUGGCGUACACCGUCGUCAGUGUCUACGAUGAGAGUCACGGCCGGCAGUUUCGCUGGCGCGAUGCGAGCGCCUCUAAAGAACGACUGGACAUCUACAAGCCGUCGGCGCGCAACUGCAUCCGCUCGGCGCUCUCGGGUGACUCGUCCACUCUCGCAGCACAGCACUGUUGUUAUGACGAUCGCGGACGGCUGAUCACGCGGGGGAAAGGCGCAGGCACGCCUAACCUGAUCAGCACUGAGUUCUCACCCGAGCUGCACUUUAAAGUGGAUGUGCUGCCCUGGAUCCUGUGCAAGGGAGACUGGAGUCGCUUCCAUGUGGUGCGUCCGCCUAACAAUGGGCUGAGCUGCCCAAAAAACCCCCAUGAAGACGUGUUCAUGAAUGAACUUGAAGAGGCCAGGGAGUACUGAGGGACCGCAGCCAAAAGUACAACUCCACUCAGAGAGGCAGGCGGCCCAAUCCUAAUUUGAGAGGAGACAGUCUACCCUUAAAGUCAUGAAAUUUUACAUCGAAACUGUGCGUCAGACAUUAAUUAUGCAUUGAUGACUCAGAGGAAAUGCACAUUUGUGAUUUGCAGGGUUUAGUAAUGAUGGUGAAGUGUGGCUGUCUCAAGUUAGGAUUUGGCACUGUGUCCUGACAACAGGCUCUACUGAACUGAAUUAUAUGAAUGGAAAACAAAUGCAGUGUUCUCCCUUUGCUUGCCAACCUGUUACACAUCUGGCAUGACGUCAAGCUCUCUCCUUAUACUCGGCACACUCCCCUGGGUGUGUGAAUGCAUGAUGUCUGCUUCCUGGGUUUUUGAUUGUGUCCUAGAGUGCUUGUGAUUGACCAACAACAUAUGGUAAAUAUCCCGAUCAUGCUUCUUGUAUAGGUUUCACCUUAGGUAACGUACGCCUCACCUGACCUGAUCACGUGGGAUCUCAUGUCCAGUUUGCAUCUGAUUAUCACUGAGAUCCAUUUGAGCUCUGUUUUCUGUGCACCGUGAACACCACAGCUGCAUUUACACCUGUAUUUAAUGUGGUCACAGUACGUCCUGACACAUUUUAAUACCAGAUGUAGAUGAAUGUGUGUUUACGGGCUGUACUGAUUACACAAAGGCCAAAUCCCAACAGAUGAAUCCAAUCAUGCUGAUACAGUAUAAGAUUCUUACAUAGGAACAGUAUGGUACGUCCACUGUUGCAUUCACAGUAAUUUACAUUUCAAACAAUCAUGUGGGACAAACACAUGGGUUAUAAUAAAAUAAUAUAGAAUGUGAACCAGAGAGGUAAGCUGAAAGGAUUUAAAACCUUCUGUUUGUGGGUAUUAUGAGAAUAGCCUGUAGCCAAUAACAAUACAGUGGCAGCACAUUUGGUUUCAAACGUUUUGUCAUAUUUUUAUCGCAGGAAAUGAUAUGAUCUGGGUGCCAAAGAGUUCAAAAAAAUCAAGACAGUUGGUGCCUGUGUAAGUCCUAAAUCUCAUCAGCACUCAAAGAUGUAUCUCUACUAUGUUCUCAGGGGGACAGACUGACCAUGAUAAACACAUUUAUUCAUUUACCUGUACAGCGUUGGCACGUUUGGACCUUGUAGAAAGGAUACUGGGGCACAGAUUAGUUGGGGCUAUUGUGUGUGUAAUCCAGAUUGGAACUGGCGAAGAGAUGAUGCUUUUGCACCAUUUUAUAAAAGCAAUCAGACCCUUAUAAUUUAAUUAUUGUUGAUUCAAUGAGUGUAGUAGAAAGGUGUCAAUGUGGGUUAUAUAGAGAACUUGAUUGGAUAAAAAGGACAUUCCAACUGACAUAAACAUUUCGGCCUUUGAUUCAAUCCUUCAGGCUUUCACUAGUAGGCGUAGCACAAAAGACUGUAAAGCCUUUAGCUCUGUAGAAGUAGUUUUGUUGAACUUUGCACCCCAUCCAUUUAACUGUCAGUGGCAUUUAUCUUCAGCCUACUCAGAAAUACAUUAAAACUCCAGGAAUGGCCCUUUCUAUCCCAUCUGAUUUUAUGGAUGUUCACUCCGAACCAGGAACUCUGCUACCAGAUGUGUAUAUGCAGACAUGCAUUUACAUUUUUGGAAUCACUGAUUUUUUUUACGAGGACGGCACUUUAUUUAAAGUAUAUACAGACUGGUGACAAAUUAAAGGAAAGACCUGAGCAGAUGAAUGAACACAGAUGCUUUCAGUGUGAGAGGUGGUGACACACGGUGUGAGUAUGAACAUGACGUGAAUCACAUCCUAUGGCCUUUGCAGUCACGUGUGGCUGUUACACAUCAGCGUCCUCCAGCAUCCAUCAACAUGACACCAAAUGAAGGAAACGUCUCUCAGAAAAAUUGUGUUUCUGACCCUUUGCAAGGAGUUUUUGGAGUUUUAUAUAAAAAAUAAUGAUAUAUAAAAUUUUACUGAAGGGUAACUCGCUGUGGCAUUGGAUGAAAGUGCAUAUAUCGGGCGAUCUGUUGAGAAAAGCAUGACUUUUUUUGUGAGAUUUCUGAAUUUAGUAUUACAUAUAUGGUGUUGUACAGUAUUUAUUUCUCUGCUGUCUUUUUUUUCUAAGUUUGCAGAUGCUUUGAAAUGACUAUACUCAACAUGGUGCACUAAUCGGACUGAAAAAAUGAAGGCAAAAGGGAACAUUCCUCAUAUCACUUCAUACAGCAACAUAAAGUGUGUGCUUCAUUUUACGUUGUACUGCGGUGUUCUAUAAAAAGCAAUGUUGCAACUAAAAAAAAAAAAUAUAUAUAUA
Solea senegalensis (Senegalese sole) is the source of this 4410-nucleotide messenger RNA. It is a transcript of the gene ism2b, whose product is annotated as isthmin 2b. The coding region runs from base 691 to 2115 and encodes 474 amino acids. Lineage: Eukaryota; Metazoa; Chordata; Actinopteri; Pleuronectiformes; Soleidae. The transcript is spliced from 6 exons. The record is from RefSeq and is a predicted model, not a curated record.